AUGCAAAGUAAUUUUGAUUUUGAAGAAAUGGAUCCUGAAGAAACUGAUUAGACAUAAAAACAAUAAUAAUAAUAUAAGAUAAUAAAAAUAGAUUUCAAAUCUUAUUUAAAGAAAAGCACUAUAAAAACAACCCCUAAGCUACUAAUUUAUCAAAAUUUAGAUAUUUAUGAUACUGAUUACAAUAGAUUAGAGCCAGGCUACAUGCUAAACGACAAAAUUAUUGAUUUUUUUGUUGAGUUUUUGACAUAAUUAAAAAGAUAUAACAACCUAAAAAAUAAUAUUUAAAAUGAAACGAGUAAAAUAUUAUGCAGUUAUGCUUUUUCGAGCCUAGAUUUAUAUAAAUAUAACAGCGAUAUUUUUGAUUUAAAGUAGCCCCAAAAAUAUUUUAGGUUGAAUAACGAAAAAUCUAUCCUUGAGUGCUUUGAUAGAGUUUAUUUGGUAGUGAAUGAAGCUGAUUUCCAUUGGGUUUUGAUAGAAAUAUAUUUAUAAGAAAAUAUCUAUUAGCAAAAUUAUGAGAUUUAGAAUGAAAAAAUACCAAAUAAAAUUCGAUAAAAACAAAUAUGUGAAAGCAUUUAGUCUUCUCUAAAAAAUUCUACAUCUUCAAAUAAUAAAAGUAAAAGUUAAUCAAAAAAUAAAAACUAAUAUAAACCUUCAAAGCGAGGUAUUUUAGAAUAGAAUGGAUAAUUUUAGUCUUCUUUACAAUAGAAAGUUUAAAAUGAAAUAUAAUAAGAUAAUAUACAAUAUAAUAAUAGUAACUCCUAAAAAUAACUAUAUGACUAAUAGAGUCAUUAAUUAAGUUAACAAACUAGUGAAUAUAUUAAAGAAAAGAGCACUGAUCUAUCAUAUGAGAAAAAAAGAAACUAGAGUAUAAAAAAAAUAGUUAUGAAAGUUUAUAAUAGUUUAGGGUAGAGGUCUAAUGUAGAAAACCAAACUGCUAUUGUUUUACUAAAGAAAUAUUUUUUAAAUGAUUUUAAAGAUUUGUAUGGCUAAUAAUGCUUAGUAGAAUUUAAUAUUCUUUCAGAAAAGGUUCCAACUUAAUCAGGCGGUCCAGAUUGUGGAGUUUUUUGCUGUAAAUAUUUAUAAAAAUUAUACUAUGAGGAUAGCAAAGUAUUUGAUUAUAGCUGCUUCACUCAAAGUAAAAUGAUAGAAUAUAGAAGAUUUAUUUAGCAAUUAAUGACAGAUAUUAAAAAUUCAAAUCAAGAUUAUAGCAAGGUGUACGACAAAUAUAUAGAUUUAUAGAUAUGA
This is a messenger RNA of Tetrahymena thermophila SB210, 1245 nucleotides long. Its product is annotated as Ulp1 protease family, carboxy-terminal domain protein. NCBI's taxonomy places the organism in Eukaryota, Ciliophora, Oligohymenophorea, Hymenostomatida, Tetrahymenidae. The transcript has a single exon. Gene Ontology annotation, biological process: proteolysis. Gene Ontology annotation, molecular function: cysteine-type peptidase activity. The record is from RefSeq and is a predicted model, not a curated record.